Messenger RNA from Rotaria sp. Silwood2, 768 nucleotides. Lineage: Eukaryota; Metazoa; Rotifera; Eurotatoria; Philodinida; Philodinidae. The record is from the annotation of a GenBank genome assembly.
AUGUCAAAUCUGGAAAAAUUAACUCUAAAUAUUUCUAUACGACAUCGAAAUAGAGUCAUUGAUGGUACUGAUAUUCAACACGAUAUUUUUGGUUGUAUGCCACAUCUCCAUUCAUUCACUUUCUGUAUUUGUACUUAUGUGGAAAUGGUUGAUUUAUCCUACAAGUUAACUAGUGAAGAUAUUCAACAAACAUUAACAGAUAUUGGACAACAACAUGCAGUUAGUAUGGUCAGUUAUGUUACUAAGAAGAAAGCUGCAUGCUCAAUUUUCUCACUUCCUUUCGAGUUUGAUUAUCUCGAAGAUCUUGGCAAUAAAUAUCCAAAUACUGUUUUCAGUUAUGUUACGUACUUACUUGUACGAGAUACUGUUCCAUUCGAACAUGAAUUCUUCAUGCGAAUUGCCCAAUCGUUUCCAUCACUGAAGCAUUUACGUAUUUUUAAUAUGAAAUCACAGACAUUAAAUAGUCGUAUGACAUUUUCAUCUGACAAUAGUCAAUUAUACUCAAUUAUUGAAUAUCCACAUCUGACUAUACUUGAUGUGAGAUAUGCACAUAGAGAUUAUGUUGAACAAUUUCUAAAUGAAACAAAGACAUACAUACCUUGUCUGACGAUAUUUCAAGUCUUUGUUGAUGACUUAAAAGCUGUAACAAAAAACUUUAGCAGAGAAGAAACACGACGCAAUUGUGCUAAGGUGGAACAAUUAUUCACGCGAGAAUCAUUGGUACGUACGGACGAUGUUUGGCUUUAUUUUCCUUCCUUGUAUAAGUAG